This is a messenger RNA of Heteronotia binoei (common prickly gecko), 1963 nucleotides long. RefSeq names its product glyoxal reductase-like. Gene Ontology annotation, molecular function: oxidoreductase activity. The transcript has 2 exons. The record is from RefSeq and is a predicted model, not a curated record. NCBI's taxonomy places the organism in Eukaryota, Metazoa, Chordata, Lepidosauria, Squamata, Gekkonidae. The coding region runs from base 170 to 1075 and encodes 301 amino acids.
UUUCCCGCUCAGCGGCGGGGCCCAUGUAUCUGCUUUCGCUUUUCUAGUCUCCCCCUCUGGGCCACGCCUCCUGCCCUUUGCGUUGCGCGCUGAUUGGCGAGUAGGCGUUGUCCAUCCUGGCCCGGGAACGCCUAUCUCUCUGCUACUGAGUCAAGAUUACAGUCUCACCAUGCAGAACCAGCCAGCGGUGCGGGAACUUCCUGGAUCCUGGCCACCAGAACAUACAAUAUGGUUGAAUACUGGAGCACCCAUGCCACUCCUGGGGCUGGGCACGUUCCGUCUGCAAGACAAGGAGACAGUGCGCCUCAGCCUAAAUGCUGCUUUGGAGAACGGCUACCGUUUGGUGGACACGGCUGCCGUCUACGGCAAUGAGGCAGCCAUAGGGAAUGCGCUACGUGAACUCCUGCCACACUACGGUCUCAGCCGGAAGGAUAUCUUCCUGACCAGCAAGCUGAGUCCAAGAGACCAUGGAGAGGGACCCGCCGAGGCGGCCUGCCUCCAUAGCUUGCAGGGACUGGGCUGCGAUUACCUGGACCUCUAUCUCAUCCAUUGGCCAGGCACGCAAGGCCGCCCUCAAGAAGAUAAAGGUAACAGAGAACGUCGACAACAGAGUUGGCGGGCUCUGGAGAGACUCCAUGAAUCUGGAAAGCUCCGGGCCAUUGGGGUCUCCAAUUACACCGUCAGGCACCUCCAGGAGCUGCUUGCAAGUUGCCGCGUGCCCCCGGCUGUUCUUCAAGUGGAGCUCCACCCGGAACUGGCCCAGUCGGAGCUGCUGGAUUUCUGUCGCCAGAAGGGUAUCCACGUACAGGCUUAUUCUUCACUGGGCACCGGCCAGCUCGUGAGGUGUCCGGAGGUAGUGAAGGUCGCCGAACGGCAAGGGCGUACCCCUGCUCAGGUCUUGCUUCGUUGGGCUGUGCAGCAGGGCGUGAGCGUCAUCCCCAAGUCGGCAUCCCCAACCCGUGUGGCUGAGAACAGCCAGCUCUGGAACUGGAACUUGACCCAAACUGAGAUGGAGGAAUUGAGAGCACUGGAUUGUGGGAAACACUACUGUUGGGAUCCCAGUGGGGUGGUCUAAGAGAUCAGGGUUGAGGGGGAAGGGAGAGGGAGGCUGUGAAUGUGAAUUCAAAGUCUUUCAAGACCCCUUGAAUAUAAAAUUUUCAAAUCUUUUCUUUUGGGAGCCCAGAGCUGGUAGUGAGUUUGUUGCCAGCCUUCAGUGGAAAUUGCUCCUGGGGAAGGAUUUAUAAUUCCUUGAGCGAUGGGUGUCAACAUACCAUACACCAGAAAUAACAGCAUUUUAAUAAAGGCUUUUACAAAUUUAUUCAUAUUUAAAAAAAACAAUUCUGGGUUUCUUCUCUACAGUGUUUUUUUGCAUUUUUGGGGGAGGGGAAUACUUGGAGUGGGGGUUGAGAGGAUGCUUGUGAUUCCUUGUAAAAGGGGCAGGCGGUAAAAUGGUUACACGUCAUACUAUAAUGUGAGGCAAAGAGGAACCCCCCCCCCCCAGGGGAAUGGGUGGGGAGGUGCUGUGGAAUGGUCCCCACCCUUCCUGGGUACUUUGGGAUAAGAAAACAUGCUACAUUGAUCCAACUUAUUGCCCACCCCUCUUUUGUUCAUGAAAACAGCAGCAAAUCUUGGUCAGGGAGGACUUCUGGGAAGUCCAGGGGAACUUCGGCGCCACCAGGAAUGCAGGGUCUCCUUCCAGCCUGAUGUUCGGAACAUCUGUGAGGCAGUCCCUGCGCUCUUGGGCCGUGGCAGCUUCUACAAGAGAAACGAGCUAUGAGAGAAAAGUGGUGUCUCCCUCACAACAACAGACUCUCCAUUUAUUACUCUUUACAGUUAAGAAACCUAAUGACAGCCGUAUAAUUAAGCAUAUUAUCCUUUUAAACGGUUAAAAACAUUGUUAUUCUGUAUACUAAUUUGCUACCCACCCACUAUAUGUAAGAUAUAAAAGAUACGUAAGAUUCUG